Molecule: messenger RNA, 726 nt
Organism: Brenthis ino (lesser marbled fritillary)
Lineage: Eukaryota; Metazoa; Arthropoda; Insecta; Lepidoptera; Nymphalidae
Source: the annotation of a GenBank genome assembly
AUGAGUAUAGUAACGUAUCACGUGUACUGUCGACUCAUCGGAAAUGCUAUAGCUUUUCUUCUCCAUAGCGGCAACUCGAUAGUGUUGUUCUUUGCGAUGCAAGGCGAUAUUUUAAAGGACCCAGAUAUUGCCAUGCUGAAAGCUACGCAGCUUAAAUAUAUUACUAUAUGGAAUGUGGCGUUCCAGUUGCUAUUUGCUGCUAUGAGUAUUAUAUGUGAUAUAUCUGCCAUAUUUAAAAUAAAAAAAGGCGAAAAAUACUUGAAUUAUCUUAGAAAUUAUAGAAAGGUCUUCUUCGGCGCAGUAGUGUGGCCUCUUUCCUGGAUGAUAUUUACCAUAUUUUGGCCAAUAUUCAUAUAUGACAGAGAGUUAAUAUUUCCGUCCUUCAUAGACAAGGCAAUAAGUUUACCGUCAAACCAUAUAAUGCAUACAGCUAUAAUACCUAUAGUAAUAUGGAAUCUCUUCUUCUUACCUAGAAGUAAGCCAACCUCACAUAAAUGGUACCUGGCCCAUAUAUUUGCCCUUUUCAUAACUUAUUUGAUUGUUGUAUUCCACAACUACGCCAUAUUAGGUGUAUGGCCAUACCCCAUCUUGAAGAAUAUUUACGGAACACUAUACUUUCCUUUGUUUUUCUUGAUAAACCUAUGUCUUAUUCUUAUAUAUUACGUCGUACAGUGGCCUUUGACUACACUGAUAUUUGAAACGUGUAAUAAAUCGGAAAAAAUGAUA